GUAAACGACUGACUGUUUGAUUCAUUUGAGGAUUUCGAAAAAUAUUCGUUGAAUUUGGCCGAAAACAGCUCAGAAGAUUGAGAGAUAUUCGUGUUUUCAGGCGUUUUAUGUGCAAGUCAUGCAACGUGUAUCUCUCCGGUGAAAUACAAGAAGAUCUUCCGCAGAAAUGAUUGACAGUAAAGAUUUUUGAGCAAUUUGAAGAUGCUAUAUCCAUAUGCCAAAAUACGCUGUGAAAAUUACCUUUUGUAAAUAAGUUGCUGGUUGUUGUAUUUAGUGACACGUUCGGAGGGAAAGAGAUUGAAAAUUAUAUACUAGAACGAUGAGAAAUAUAUUACUGUGGUUUGCCUUAGUUCUGAUAUGUGUUUGUCUUACAAUUGACAAUGUUUAUGGAAAAACAAGCAAGAUUGUUGGUAAACAUGGGGCGAAAGAGGCUGUCAAACACAGCACAGGGGAAAAUGAUUCAAUUUUGGAAACAGGCGGCAGUAAUGAAGGAAUAAAAGACAGUGAUUCAAAGGAUAUAAACGCAAAUGUCAAAAGUGGAAAGCAGAUGAACUCAGGGACUGAGGACAAAGGAACAAUCAGUGCAGAUGAUUACUUGAAGAGUUUGACUACCGCACUUCCUAAGAAAGAUUUAGAACACGCUGAGUCCGGCGGAAAAGAUGAGCCAAAGGCAGUUGAUAAAGAAACUAAGAAGAUAUCCUCGCUAUCAAAAGAAAACGAGGUUCAUGCACAAAAAGAGAACAUCGAAGAAAGCUUGAAAUCCAAGAAAACCAAGAAAAUAAAUUCGGUAAAAAAUUUGAGCUCGCCUGUGACACAGGGCACGGAUAAAAAACAUCAGGAACAAACUUUGGAUUCUCCGAAAAAUGGAGAAAAAAAUGAUAACAAGAAGAGCUUAGAAAAAAAGAGCAAAAGUGAGAAACAAGAUGACAACAAGGAAGAGAAUAACGAUGAAAUCGAGACAAUCGAUAAACCUCAUAUUUCUGAAUCAAAAAGCAAAGUCAGUUCUUCUGUGAGCGGCAAAUCAUCUCAUUCAUCCCAAGAUGACAAGCAAAAGGAAGAACGUCUACCUUCGAAAUCAAAAGCAAGCUCAAAUAAAGCUCAAAAUCAUGGGAAUUCAAAGACAAAAAAAGCAAAAAAGAUUUUAGUUUCGUUUUUCCACAGCGAAUCGGAUGACAAGAAGCUUCCUAAAGGAGCGCACGAAACAAAAACGCACGUUAAAGAAGGACACGAACACGGUCAAAAGAGCGCGCGGAACGAUGUACCAAGUUCCCACACGAAAGAUGAAGAAUCGAUACUCACAGAAAUCUCUGACAGGUUAUACAAAAGAACAGGACUACAACAACAGGCUCCAAUGGCGAAUUUAAACAACAAAGUUAUUGAAACAGUUUUACCUUCGGGUCCGAAUGCGGUUGCUCCACAACAUAUAAGGCUUAGCAAUGAGCCAACCCAUGUUCUUUUUAAACCUGUACAUAAAUACUACCCGGCAAUCCAUCGCUACAUGACAAGACCAAUACAUCGUUAUCUGCAGAAACCGGUCGAUUUAAGCGGGUUGAAUCCACCAUUAGAGGGUAGCUUAAAAACUCCAUCAUCACCACAAGUAAAAGCGUACACAUCUCCUCCUAUUGUACAGCACAGUGUUAGAAUACCACAAGUUACUGCGAACAAGCUAGCACCGAUUUCCGGGGGGUUAGGGUCACAAACUGCGCAGUUUCAAGGGGAACAGUUCAACACUCCGCCAACUGUUAUUCAGCAAGUCAGAGUUCCACAGGUUCAGCAAAACGUUGGGCAACAAGUUUCGGACGGUUUGGUAAAUGAUGGAAGAAAGCAUUUUAUUGGUAACGCAGGACCCAGAAUUGUGGCCGGGGGGUUGCCACACAAUGGUCAUAUCCUACCUGGGGGGGUGGGGCACGUGGGCCCAGUUAGGAUAUUCACUCAACUGCCACCACGAAUCCAGCCAGUGCUGAUUCACCCGCACAGAUUGUCACCAACAGGUUUUGGUCCCUGCAGUACAAAUCCUUGCAAGAACAGCGGUGUUUGUAGCAGUGUUGAUAAUCAAGCAAUAUGUGUCUGCAGACCAGGAUUCCGGGGAAAACUCUGUGAAUUGAUCAAUAAGUGUCAUCCUAAUCCAUGCCAUAAUUAUGGUUCCUGUACGGAGAUCGAGCGAGAUUUUGAAUGCAGUUGCAAGAAGGGAUUCAGGGGGAAAAAAUGUGAAAUUGGAAACAAAUGUGAACCAAACCCAUGUCAAAAUGGUGCUACCUGCUCAGAAACCGAAGACGAUUACGUCUGUACUUGUAGGGAUGGUUUCCUAGGUCACAGCUGUGAAGUCGAAUCAAAAUGCAGCCCCAUCAAUCCUUGCAAGAAUGGCGCCACAUGCAGGGAAGCACGUGACACCUACAAAUGCUUCUGUCGAGAUGGAUUCGGGGGGAUUAACUGUGAAGCUCGUAUUAGACACAGUAUCUGUGUGCCAAAUCCGUGUAAAAAUGGCGGAUUUUGCAGCAUCACUGGAACAAGUACUGGGAACUACACUUGCAGCUGUGCGUCUGGUUGGAAAGGCUCUACCUGUGUUGAGAAAAUCGACAACUGGGGGAAUAGUAUUGGACCAACAAUAUGCCAGUCUGUCAAUCCUUGUAUGUUUGGAGGAAAAUGCCAGCCAGUCAGUUACUAUGACUACACCUGCAAAUGCCCGCAGGGACGAGGUGGUUCUCAUUGUGAAAAAAAUCUUCACCAACCGAAGUUUGUGAGCAGAUGCAGUCAAUGCCAUGCGUAUGCAAGAUGUCUCGAUGGUCAAUGCUUGUGUAAAGAAGGUUACAAAGGAAACGGAGAAAACUGUGUUCCGGUUCAACAAUUUUGUCACCCCAAUCCAUGUUACAACGGCGGAACUUGCCGUCAAUCGACCAAUCAGAAACGAGCGUUACCUGUCGGGAAACCGUGGUGGUGCGAAUGCCCGAGCGGGUAUAUGGGACAUGACUGUCAAGAUAUGGAUUUAUGCUUGAUGAGGUUAUGUCAAAAUGGUGGAACGUGUCUGAGUGUCCAAGGAAAAACAAAAUGCUUGUGUUCUCCAGCUUUCGGUGGGAAAUACUGUCAAGAGAAGAAUGUCUGUCAUGGAAACCCAUGUAAAAACGGAGGUUUAUGUAAAGAUAUCGAGGGAGUACCGACUUGUUCGUGUCGACCAGAAUUUGAAGGAGCUUUUUGCGAACGAUCAAAAUGUUCCAAAUGCGAUCGUUUCGCAAGUUGUAUCAAAGGAGUUUGUGCUUGUAACAAUGGUUACCUUGGUGACGGAUUUAAAUGUCGUAACAGCGUCCCAAAUUCUCCCAUAGUCGUCCCUGCAUCUAAAGCUGGUGUCACCUCUUCCCCACCAAAAACACUCUCACCACCACAACCAGUUCACAAAUAUUGCGACUCGAACCCAUGCGCCAGCGGCGCCACGUGUCUCAACGCUCUGGACACAUAUUUCUGCCAAUGCCCAGAAAACAAAUUCGGAAAAAACUGUGAUCAAACUCCAAGAGCGAUAGCUGAUCUGUGCGCAAAAUGUGACAUUGAUGCGACGUGUAAAGAUGGAAGAUGUAUUUGCAAUGAAGGUUUUAAUGGCAAUGGAUUCACCUGCCGAAAAUCAGCGCCGACGGUUGUAGAUGCCACUUCGGUCAGCAACCCACAGAAGACAGAUUCUUCCUGUGAUUUUUGUCCAGAAAACGGUCAAUGCUUGGAUAAUGUUUGCGUGUGCCCGCCUGGUUUCCAGAACAGGAAGCGGUCGUGCGUAGCCAUUGAUGUUCCAAGAGUAAGCAAUGAAAUCUUGGGAAAAAUGAUUCCUCCAGGAAUUGUGGCAGUCGGCACAACGAGAAACCGGUUGCCAAUUGGCCAAUGGAAAGAAAAGAGUGUUGUGACGGAGUACCAGAGCAUGGGAUGUUGGGCGGAUACAAAGGAAUGGCGGAACCCAGUCAUGAGAGCAAUUUCCACGAUGGAGGGUUUGCAUCCUUCGCUAAACGAUGACUACGAGAAACGCACCGAUCCCAUCACGAAGUGCGCUAAAGCUGCAAAGGCUUAUGGGUAUAAAGUAUUCGCCGUCCAGAAUGGCGGUCAGUGUUUUUCGGACGCUGACGCGGGAAAAACAUACACGACUUAUGGACCGUCGAAUAAAUGCAGAUUCGGUGUCGGUGGAGCUUUGGCUAAUGAUGUGUAUGCAACAAAAUAAUCUGGCUAUGGAAUGAAUUCAUCUGGUUUUAAACCUGAUAAUUUACACCUUAUAUAUUCCAGCUAAGCUUUACAGAAAAUCAACAAGGAACCGCCAAUAAAUAUAUUCUUUUCACAGCUAGGAUUGAGGAUGUUGUGAUGUAGAACUAUCAUUCAUGCUCACAAUUUUAUAACUUCCUUGCAAGAUCUCUAUGUCUAAGAACUGAGAUGAAUUUUAUCCUAAAAGCCAUAUGGUUUCUGGAAAAUAACACUCGGUGCCGUAUAAGACUUUAUACCUUGUGAAAUUUGAAUUUUCUGUAAUAGUUCAUCCUAAAUAGAUCAUAUAUAGAUUAUAAACAGUAUAGUUUUGUAUAGAUCAAUAAGUAAUGUUCAAGUCAAAAAAAAAGAAAAAAGACAAGAAAAAAAUCGCAUACAUAGCUCUGCCUAC
Dendronephthya gigantea is the source of this 4615-nucleotide messenger RNA. Its product is annotated as neurogenic locus notch homolog protein 1-like. The coding region runs from base 320 to 4189 and encodes 1289 amino acids. The record is from RefSeq and is a predicted model, not a curated record. Gene Ontology annotation, molecular function: calcium ion binding. The transcript is spliced from 18 exons. NCBI's taxonomy places the organism in Eukaryota, Metazoa, Cnidaria, Anthozoa, Malacalcyonacea, Nephtheidae.